This is a messenger RNA of Phragmites australis (common reed), 798 nucleotides long. Its product is annotated as protein FATTY ACID EXPORT 4, chloroplastic-like. The transcript is spliced from 4 exons. The record is from RefSeq and is a predicted model, not a curated record. Gene Ontology annotation, cellular component: membrane. NCBI's taxonomy places the organism in Eukaryota, Viridiplantae, Streptophyta, Magnoliopsida, Poales, Poaceae. The coding region runs from base 82 to 564 and encodes 160 amino acids.
AGUCCCAGGUGGCACCCCCCUGCAUCCUCACGAGACCACGGACAGGAACCACCGGAACGCGCGAGCCGGCGCUGAAAGAAAAUGACGGCGCUGGUGACCGCCACCUCCACCCUCCAUCUGCGCCUCUCCGCCGCCCUCCCUUCCUUCCCCAGCCCCAGGCCGCUGCCUCGACCUCCCGUUGCUAGCCUUCGCCUCCACUCCCGACGCCGCGCGCUACUCCGCUGCGCCGCGGUGUCCGAGCUCGCCCCGGCUGCCUCGGCCGCCUACGGCGUCCUCCUCCUGGGCGGCGGCGCCUUCGCAUAUGCGAGGUCGGGGAGUAAAGGCUCCAUCUAUGGAGGGAUGGCUGGAUCUGCGCUUAUGGGCAUUGCCUAUUAUCUGAUGCAAUCACCUGAGACGAAGGCAGCAGGCGAUGCUGUUGGAUUUGGAUCUGCCUUUUUAUUUGCCUGUGUAUUUGGUAUCAGGUUGUACAAUACCCGGAAACUGGUGCCAUCUGGUCUUCUUCUAGCCCUUUCUCUUGGUGCCUUGGGUGUCUUCUACUCUGCUUACUUGCAAGACAAGGUGUAAACCAGUUUGGUUUGGUAGGUUUAGAAUUUUGUACCAUCUGAAGCUUCCUUGAAGGUUUGGUUGCAUGAUAAGUAUGGCCAAGUUUUCAGUCGGCAAUGUGCUGAUUUCUUUCAGUGUUUGUCGUGGUCUGAAUGUUUGAGGAUCUUACGAAUUUUCAGCCUGUCGUUCCCAAGGACGUCGGUGCAAAGUACAGAAACGUUUGAUUGAGUUGUUAUUUGCACUCACCGCCGAACA